Messenger RNA from Aplosporella prunicola CBS 121167, 435 nucleotides. RefSeq lists its product as uncharacterized. The record is from RefSeq and is a predicted model, not a curated record. Bases 132 to 353 code for a protein of 73 amino acids. NCBI's taxonomy places the organism in Eukaryota, Fungi, Ascomycota, Dothideomycetes, Botryosphaeriales, Aplosporellaceae. The transcript has a single exon.
GCGUGAGAAACAGAUGGGUUGCACAUGGAGAGCAUGAGGUGAGAUGACAAGCAGGCGGCAAAACUCCUCAUCUUUGCCGCUUUGGGCGCGGGAACGGCGCCCUGGGUCGGGUGGGCCAAUGGCCGGACGCGAUGCUAAUCCUGGAGCGCUGUUUCGGCCUGCAAGGAGUCGCCUGUGUCCUCAUUGUGGCUUACCAUUGCCAAGCUGCCGAUAACGGGCGCUGGAUCGCCUCGACGUGGCCCCAGAUGAUUGGCCGCACGGCAUUUUGGGGGUGGAUGGGCGGGCGGGCGGGAGAGGGAAGGACUGGGACUGGGAAGGAGCCUGGGAGGAGGAGGAGGAGGCGGGGAGCAUAGCCACAACCAGACCACUCUAGUACUAGUAUACCUACAUCUCUCUUGCAGUAGUAGUUAACCUGCUGUGUGAAGUUGUGUGUGU